Harmonia axyridis is the source of this 1899-nucleotide messenger RNA. RefSeq lists its product as uncharacterized. The record is from RefSeq and is a predicted model, not a curated record. Lineage: Eukaryota; Metazoa; Arthropoda; Insecta; Coleoptera; Coccinellidae. The coding region runs from base 123 to 1850 and encodes 575 amino acids. The transcript is spliced from 2 exons. Gene Ontology annotation, molecular function: nucleic acid binding; RNA-DNA hybrid ribonuclease activity.
AUUCGCGCAUAGGCUAUUGACAGGGCAACAUAUUUGGGUUUUGUGGAGAUUGAAACCGGAUAUUUUUCCUUGAUUGUGCCGUUGUGAUCUGUUUUUCUUUCCGAUACGCCGACGACUUUGCCAUGGUUUCUUCUGGUGGGAGUUUGGAUGCCGUGAUAGAAGGGGUCAAUUCAAGUUUGGAUAAGUUAAACCUGUGGCUUGGAGGUAGAAAUCUCAGCAUUAAUGUUCAGAAAUCAUCAGCAGUAGUUUUCACCAAACACCUACGUCCCCCUCCUCACCCGGAUAUUUCUCUGAACUUCCUUCCCAUUCCUUGGAAACACCAGAUUAAAUACUUGGGCGUUACUUUCCAGCAAAAAUUGAAAUGGGACGCACAUAUCGAUCUCAUGUGUUCCAGAGCGAUUUCCCAAUGUAAAAUUAUAAAGAGUCUAUGUAAGCCCUCUUGGGGUUCGCACCCCUCGAUUCUUCUGAAUGUGUACAAAGGUCUUGUGCGUCCGUAUCUCGAUUUCGGCGGCAUUCUGUACGGGAGGUGCUCAAGAGCGUCACUUUCCAAGUUAGAUAGGGUGCAAUUCGCGGCCUUAAGGUCCGCUUUGGGCCUCAUGAGAUCCACCCCCACGUCAGUUAUCCUGGCAGAGAGUGGUGAACUUCCUCUUAAGUUUAGACGAUUGUGGCUCUCUUUCAAAUUCGUUUCCAAGCUCAUUCGCCUGUCUUCUCAUCCCCUCUCGGAGAUUCUUCGGUAUCCGGAAUUUCUUGAUGGUUUGUGGUUCAACGGGACUGUCCCUGGCUAUGUUCAAGCCUUCAAAUUGCUGAAGGAUAAAUCCAACGAUAUUUGGCGAGCACCCUGUCUUCCUUUUUUUCUUUCAGACUACCGAAACAGAUCAGGAAGAGUGUAUCAUCUUAUCUCCGAUCUCCAGAAGGGUUCAGCCUUGAACCAGCAAAAACUGCUCUGUUUGCUUUCGGAGAGGUUUCAGGGUUUUACAGAACUCUAUACUGAUGCUUCAAGGGUUAGUCAGCCAGAAUCUGUGGGGUACGGUGUUUGGAUUCCUUCGUCGAGAACUAGAAUUUGCGGUAAGCUUCCGGAUCACUGGUCGAUUUUUUCGGCUGAAAUGUUCGCAGUCAAUAGAUCUAUUAAUUGGAUUCUGGAGAAGAACAUUCACAGGUCAGUUAUUAUUUCAGACUCCCAAAGCGUAAUCAGUAAAUUGGGUAGCGGUUCGAUCAACGCUAAUUCGGAUAUUUUCACUGUCAGUUCUAUAAUCCUUUUAGACAGGGCCAGAUCUAUGGGUUUCCAGGUGUCUCUUUUGUGGGUCCCUAGCCACUCUAACAUUCUUAACAACGAUAUUGCGGAUGAGUUGGCCAAUCGGGGCAGACAGUUGUUGGGCCGUUCGGGUUUAAAGGGCGAUCCAAGGGAUUUUUGGCCUGCAUAUAUCGCGGAAAUCUGGGGUAUUUGGGAUGACGAAUACUUCAAUAUAGGUUUAACGAAGGGUAAGAUUUACGCAGCUUUCGUCAGACCAAGUAAAUACCGUGUAAAACCUUGGUUCCGCAAUAGAUCGACUUCAAGGAAGUCAAUAACUUCUUUAACGCGCUUGAGAUCGGGUCACUGCUCAAUCCCAGAUCAUUUGGCCAGAAUUGGUGUGGUUGAUUCCCCUUUAUGCAGCUGUGGGGAGGUGGGAAACAUGAUGCACCUGUUUCUUUCCUGCGAUGGAAACAGAUACAACGUGGAAAUAUUAUAUGAGGGGUUAUCCUCACUUGGUCUUAGUUUGCCCAUUAACAUCUAUGAGGCUAUCUUCUCCCAUAGAGAAGAGAUAACGAGCUUAUUAUUGGAAUUUCUUAGAUGCUCGAAUUUGCAUGUAUAGCUUGUAGAUUUUGGAGUCAUAUGGUAUGUUAACAGUUCAGCAUUAUAAU